AUGACAACGGUUAACGAGCAGAUACUACCACCUUACUACUACUACGUGGAUCCUGAUACUACGUAUCAAACGCAAAGACCAAAUCCGCUGGAUGAUCUGAUAUCUGUUUAUGGGCUACAAGAUUUAUCUCACCAGGUGGCGCGCACAAAUCAAGAUGGUACCAGAGCUAUAAAACUCCGUAAAUCAUACAAAAAUCAAAUUCAAGAUCUAUCAGGUAAAUUUGCCACUAUACCGACAAGGGAAAAUGGUAAAGGAGGUGAAAUCUCUCAUAUACUUUUCCAAAAUAAUCCUGAUAUGAUUCCGCAGGUCAGGAGAGAACCCGGAAUGACAGACGAACAGUAUAAUGCGGCUGUUGCAGACCGUGAUAGAGCACUUUUCGAAUCACCGAAUAUGGAUUGGGAUGUCUGCAAAGCCGUGCUUUCACAAUUCGAAAGAUCUUAUCCGAGCGAAUUUCAAGGUCAAGGUUUCCAAGUAGAUGAUUUAGCAUUUGAUUUAGAUGGUACAGGUAAGAUCAAUCAAAAGAAGCGCAAAGUUAAAUCAAAUGGAAGUUCAAUGGCCACACCGAACAGUGAUAUGCAAGAGGACGUCAAGCGCAGGAGGCUUGAUUAG
This is a messenger RNA of Zygosaccharomyces rouxii, 609 nucleotides long. It is a transcript of the gene ROX3, whose product is annotated as Rox3p. Bases 1 to 609 code for a protein of 202 amino acids. The record is from RefSeq and is a predicted model, not a curated record. Lineage: Eukaryota; Fungi; Ascomycota; Saccharomycetes; Saccharomycetales; Saccharomycetaceae. The transcript has a single exon. Gene Ontology annotation, cellular component: core mediator complex; mediator complex. Gene Ontology annotation, molecular function: transcription coregulator activity. Gene Ontology annotation, biological process: regulation of transcription by RNA polymerase II.